CGUCGGUCUUGACUAAAGCGCGCGCACUGUCCCCGCUCGAGUCUGAAAGGAGGUUCAGGUGUGCUCAGCUCUUCCGACAAGACACCGGAACGUAUCCGGAAGGCGGCAAGACUCUCUCUCUCACCUGUUACAUCGGAGUGGAAUAACACACGAAGAGGAACGAGCUCCCCCGCUGCGGAGGAAUUGCACGGAGGAACGUUGCAACGCCACGACGGCGUAACAGAUUUUCUAGUUUAUCUCCAGGACGAAUCUUUCUCGUAAAACGCGGGCCAUCGGUUUAAGGCUGUUCUCGAGAUGCGGUGAUGGCUUUGUUGUAUAGGUUCGCGCAGCUGCACGAUCGCAGUGGCACGCGGGUGUUCUCCUUCGUCGUCACUAGGACCGUCGUGCGCGAUCCUGAGAGGGACGUCACCAGCAAGGAACUAGUAUGCGGUUUUCAGAGAUGGGCCGUUGCUUUCUCGCGCGGCGAAAAGAAAAUACGAUUAUCCGAUGCUUAUCCUUCCAAGGUCCUCGGUGUCUAUCUAGUAUGGCGCGGCGCGUCAAGAAACCUCCGCGUCUACGUGGACUUUACGUUCACGCUUUUAAAUCGGGAGCACUUCUCCAUGAACGAAAGCUUUUCCGGCAAGCGCGUCAAGUUCACUUACGAAGCUCCCGCUCAGGGUAACCGCAACUACAUCGCCGUUGCGGAUCUGUACAGUCGUAAUUUCGCCGAUCCGAACGGCGAGUUUCAGCUUGAGCUGUCCAUGGCGAAUGUGCGGACAGUCUACAUGACCGAGGUCAGAAUGCCGACGUCGGUGCUCGGUCAGCCGAAACCGAGCAAACUCGAAACCGACUACUUCGCGUUCGGUGGAUUCGACUGGAAUCUGGUCAUCUAUCCGCACGGAGAGGGAAAGGAUAACACGGACGGAUCCCGCGGUCAGGACAGUCGCGUGAGCGUCUAUCUGAUAAGACUGUCGGGUUUCGAUCACCGUUGCAGAGUGAGGUACAUUCUGGCUCUGGGCGAGGGCGAUCGGCGUAUCGACUCGGGACAGAUCGAGGACAUCUCCGACUCGGAAGGUUGCGGCUUCGGCUGGCACACGAAGUUCAGAUGGUCCGAGAUCGCGCACAAGGGAACGCUCCGGGUGUCGUUGGAGAUGCUCGAGGCGAGAACUAUUUGCGAAGUCGCGGUACAAGCGUUAGGCCCGACGGUUUUGCCAGCCGCGCCUUGCUACGAUCGCGACAAACAGGCCUGGACAAUUCGCGCCGAUCUCAACUCCGACACGGUCAGACUUCAUUUGGUGUACAAAGACAUUCAUAACGUGCCGAGGAAUCAUUUGAGGUACGUAAGUUGGUCGGCUUAUCUGCUGAAGCGCGAGGGACCAAACGUCGUGGCGAUUGGACUGCCCGGCGAACCGUUCAGCCGCUACUACGUUCAGGAAUCCGUCGACGAGGGUAUCAUCAUGGAGACUAACGUAGACAUGAACGACGUGAAGGAAAAUCAUUGUCCAUAUCUCACGGAUAAAGGUCAACUGCUUAUCCGGUUGGAGUGGAACGAGAGUCACUUGCUCUUCCAGGCGACUUAUCACAAGUACGACGACGUGUGUCGCGUUCACAAUCAGCAGAUGCGACGCGAGAUCAUGUCGCUGCAGGCGGAAAACUACGGUCUCGAACGGCAGUUGUUCAGCUAUCAGAAGAGUCUUGCGUACGCGCAGGCCCAGCAGCAGCAGCAACAACAACAUCCAAAUCAGCAACAUCACUCGGUGGGACAUCAAGGUCAUUUAGAGCGAUCGGCGUCCAGCGAGACUGAAUACGCCUGACAAGUGGAACGCGAGUUACCGG
Pseudomyrmex gracilis is the source of this 1815-nucleotide messenger RNA. RefSeq lists its product as uncharacterized. NCBI's taxonomy places the organism in Eukaryota, Metazoa, Arthropoda, Insecta, Hymenoptera, Formicidae. Gene Ontology annotation, molecular function: protein binding. Bases 303 to 1793 code for a protein of 496 amino acids. The record is from RefSeq and is a predicted model, not a curated record. The transcript has 4 exons.